UUGAUUUAAAAUAAAGUGUGCACAAAUGCUUUCUAUUUUGCUAAAUAACUCUCCUCUUUUUAAUUUCAUUAAAUUAAAAAGACCGGCAGACUUACAACUAAGAAAUAUAAAGAAACAUACUGGUGUCUGUUCCACUCAAACAUACACCACUUAUGUUGCUUAAUACAUGCAGCUACGAAUGAUGACUAUCAUUCGUAGUCAUCGUAGUCAAAUAAAUGAAAGAAGUAAAAAAUUGUUGACAAAGCUGCUUAUCAAAAAACAGGUCAGUCAGAUCAAUGAACUUCUAAAUGUAGCUUAUCAAGAGCUAAAAUAAUGCACCGUUGACAGACUUAACAAAAAAGAGAAACAGAUGAAGGAAGUUCAUGAAUAGAAUUAUGAUAUGACUGAGUAUAAAAGCACAAACCUCUCAGAGCUGCAUCAAGGUCUGCAUACUGAUUUUUAAGAUGAGGUUGCUGCUCUUAAUGGGAAUGCUGACAGCAUGUGCUGCAGUAACCCAAGAUCUGUCUGGCAAGAUGUUCACCUUCCCUCUUGAAACCAACACAACUCUUGUGAAGCUAAAAACUACAAAACGGGAUUUUAAUGCAGUAACUGUUUGCCAAAGAUCCUUUACAGACCUCGAAAGGUCCCACGUCCUAUUUUCUCUUGCCGUACCCACUUUUUCCAAUGGCUUUUUGGUUUUUUGGAAUGGCGCUGAUAAAGAACUGCUGAUCUUUACUCAGAAUAUAUAUGCAGAAUUUGGAAAAACUGACUACAAGCUAAACACGUGGCACUCUAUCUGUGCCACAUGGGACUCCACAUCUGGAUUGGUGCAGCUGUGGUUGGAUGGACUACCAUCAGUUAGAAAAUUUACCCGCUCUGGAUCAAAUAUCAGAGGAUCUCCCAUAAUUCUGUUAGGACAGGAGCAGGACAGUCAUGGCGGUGGGUUUGACGUCAAGCAGUCUUUGGUUGGGAUGCUGUCUGAUGUCCACAUGUGGGAUUACGUUCUCUCUGGCUGUGAGAUCCAGAAAUAUGUGGAUGAACGAAACUUCACUCCAGGAAAUGUGUUGAACUGGGCGGCUCUGGAUUAUGAGAUAGUAGAAAAAGUGAUGGUAGAGAAUAAAGCAACGCUUUGUACUUAAACUGUUAAAUUAAUACCAUGACUUGCAAAAAGUCCCAAUCACAAAACAGUGCCUUAUAUUAAAUCAUUGCUCUUUUUAUUCUUUUUUGUUGUUGUUGUUGCUUCUUUUGAGACAUGCUUGCUAAAUAACACCUACCCCCACCCACUCACAUUCUCUGGCGAGCCAAGCACUGAUUGAGUAUGAGACACUGUUUUCCUGUCACACAACCAGCCUAACAGAAUGCUUUAUGUGGUGUGACGGAGAGGUAAACUGUAACUAUCUGUCCUUAUAAAAGCAU
Poeciliopsis prolifica (blackstripe livebearer) is the source of this 1395-nucleotide messenger RNA. Its product is annotated as C-reactive protein-like. The transcript has 5 exons. Bases 444 to 1118 code for a protein of 224 amino acids. Lineage: Eukaryota; Metazoa; Chordata; Actinopteri; Cyprinodontiformes; Poeciliidae. The record is from RefSeq and is a predicted model, not a curated record.